Molecule: messenger RNA, 624 nt
Organism: Pochonia chlamydosporia 170
Lineage: Eukaryota; Fungi; Ascomycota; Sordariomycetes; Hypocreales; Clavicipitaceae
Product: basic-leucine zipper (bZIP) transcription factor
Exons: 3
Coding region: 1-624 (207 amino acids)
Cellular component (GO): RNA polymerase II transcription regulator complex
Molecular function (GO): transcription cis-regulatory region binding; DNA-binding transcription activator activity, RNA polymerase II-specific
Source: RefSeq, a predicted model, not a curated record
AUGAAUCCCACAUCCUCUGCAGAAGAGUCUCAAUCCCAAACUACAUCAUCCAUUCCCGCCCCAUGGCUAGACUUUCUCAACUCCAUGCCCCUUCCUCACUCACAAAUCCCAUCCACCUCCCAAACAUACGCAUACACGCCACAACCUACGUUCCCAAACGUAUCCGAACCCUCAUACACCAGCCCAACCAGCACCGCCAGCGAACCAUCCGUCCCAUCACAACCCCAACCGCAAGACCAAAAACCGCCUCGAAAAAGGGAGAAUCGAUACCGCAAUGCUCCACCCAGUGUUCUCUCCCGACGACGAGCGCAGAACCGCGCAUCGCAGCGAGCGUACCGUGAGCGCAAGGAGCAGCGCAUAAAGGACCUGGAGCAGCUUCUGCAGGAGGCGAACCAGCGGGAAGAGAAUCUCACGCAGGCAUAUCUGUCGUUGCAGGCUGAGUAUCAGAGACUGCGGGCGGAACCGCACGACUCCAGCAUGGGGAGUGCAUCCGCCGUGGGCAGUGAGGUGCCGGCUGAGUAUGAUUCAUCGCUGAUGCAGCAGGGUAAUAUGAUGGGUGGCUUUGAUUUUUCGCCAAAUAUGUACCAGUAUGAUGACAGUGAUCCUCACAACCAGCAGCGUUAG